Messenger RNA from Bubalus bubalis (water buffalo), 909 nucleotides. RefSeq names its product ectonucleotide pyrophosphatase/phosphodiesterase family member 7-like. The record is from RefSeq and is a predicted model, not a curated record. The transcript has 4 exons. NCBI's taxonomy places the organism in Eukaryota, Metazoa, Chordata, Mammalia, Artiodactyla, Bovidae. The coding region runs from base 1 to 861 and encodes 286 amino acids.
AUGCACCCAGGGAGCUGGCUUUAUGUCCUGCUGCUGGUCACUGGCCGUGGGCUGCUGAGGAUAAAAGAGCAGUAUAGGCUACCUACUCAGUGUGACAGACAGGGUGAAGGUGGCUGGGCCACUGACAACAGUUUCAAGGUCAAGCAGCAACCCCAGGCUCUGGUCAGGCCUUGCAAGAUUCAGCAGAAUUUCAUGGAUGACCCACCACCUUCCUCGGACGGGAGGAAAACAGCGUCAUUCCACUAUCCCGGGGGAGGCGCCAAGUACCAAGGGGAGGCUGUCCAGCGGUCCCUGGUGGAGUCGUACACCCACCCAAAUGGCAACGAGACGGAGUGGAGACAGAACAUUGACAUCGUCAUGAACUGGUUCACCAAGGAAGAUUUUGACUUUGUGACCCUGUACUAUGGAGAGCCAGAUAGCGUGGGACACCUCUACGGACCUGACACAGAGAAUAGGAGGGCAAUGAUUCAGCAAAUCGACAGAACCAUCGGGUACCUGUUGGAAGCCAUUGGGAGGCACAGCUUGACUGAGCACCUCAAUGUCAUCAUCACGUCAGACCAUGGCAUGACCACCAUGAAAAAGAAACCCAACAUCACUGAGAUCCUCCUGAGAAACUACAUCAGCUUCAAGGACUUGGUCCAGUUUGACAUUGUGGACUACGGCGGCUUUGGGAUGCUUCUACCCAAACCAGGGCAAGAGGAAGCUGUUUACCAAGCGCUGAAGAACGCUCAUCCUCACCUCAAUGUCUACAAGAAGGAGGAAUUUCCAGAACGCUUCCAUUUUGCCAAACACGAGCGGGUCCUGCCGAUCGUGAUGUACGCCGACCCUGGUUAUAGCAUCAGCGGGGUGAGUGGAUUCUAAAAUAGAGUCCAUCUUGGAUCUGGAAGGCAGCCAGUAGGGAAGGACUGU